CAUAGACACGAUGUCUAUUUGUGAUUAAAAAGUUAUGGUUAAACAACAAAAAAAUCAACAUGUCAGUUUGUAGUAUAUUUAUAGGAGAUUUUAUGAAUAUUUUUUGUGAUCACGUCAUGUUUUAAGGAACAUUAAUAAUGUCUUCACAAUGUCACAGGCGUACUACGGGAGGGAAAGGGAACAUUGGCAAGUUCAUAGAAAGAGACCCGUAUAUUUAUGCAGCGGGUGUGCCUUCUGCUCAGGCGAAUGAGAAUGCGAGCGAUGCGUUGCAACAUUACCUGCUUAAAGAUGAAGCAGACGCUUUGUUGUCUGAUACUAUCCUCCCGACACCCAAGCCACGCCCGCUUCCACCACUGCGUCAUCCAAUACCUCAAGAUAUGCGAAACUCGGGCCCUUUUGGCAUAGUUGCUAGCCUCCUCAGUCCACCAGUUCCAACUAAAUUCCAAAGUUUAGUUGCCGACUUUAAGGAGUCCUCAUACUCAUCUUAUUGGGAAAAGCCCAUUGGAGGUGUACGGGACCCUACGCCAAUGUUACCAGAAGGCUUUGAUGCUUUAGGGACUACCUUUGGAAAACUCAUAGUGCAGGAUGGAGGGAUCUAUGACGUAAUAAUGCCUAAAAACCCUAUACCUGACAAAACACCCGCAUCAAAGGGCCCAGGUGUUCAGGUACGACGCAAUUAUUGUUCACCACCUUUCAACAUAGAUCAUGUGUACGGUUACCGUACAGGGGUAGAUAAACGAGGCACGAUGGCUCGCUGUUGUAUAACUGAUGAUAGGAUUGUAGAAGGAACAGCGGGUAGGGUAAUGAUCAAUUCAAUACAGUCAAAUUUCUUGGAUGCUCACCAACCAAAAAUUGGGCAGGUAUUAGCACCGAAUGAUAACGCAUCCCAUGUUCCUAAAGAUUACACAUUCGGCAUACUUAGGCCUCCUGAUAAUUUGCCGGAAUGUCUCACAUUUUGCGAAAUCAACAAGGGCGUUAAUGUUUUCAGAACAUGCUUGAAGCAUCUUAACACCGUACGAAAAGGUUUAUCUAAACGCGUUUUGCCAAGUUUCUUCUCUUCAUUUUAUUCGGAACUUAAAUAUUUCGAUAAAGAAAAGAGCGGUUGGCUUGAAAAGAAUACAGUAUAUGACUUAUGUGGAAUCAAGCUAAUACGAUUUGAUACAGAAAUGAUGGAAUAUUUAUUAACUAUGUGGCAGGCUUUCGAUGGGUCUCAUAUUAAAUACAAAACCUUCGUAUUUAUUUUAAAUUACAGAGAGCCUUCUCCCGAAAUCCCUAAAAUUCCAGAUUUACCAGAAGACUGCAUUGACUUUCGUACUACUUACAAAGAAAUGGUGAAACCAGGACAGGAAGCGGAUACUCGCCUCAGAGCUGGUUUACCCUCCGGAAGAUAUUUCGAUGAAGAUUACCCAAAAACACCUGAUAUGUACUGUAAAGCAGAUAGAAUGUGUCUCCCUCAUGAAUCGGAUGCUAGCGCUUGUCUCAGGCCCAGUGUCUUGACGCAACUCUUUGUCUCUCAUCGCGACAUGUAUCAGAAAAGAGAGCCAGAUGUUGUGCGAAGGGUUUUUGAAGCAGCCCAAGGGGAAAAAUUUACCGAUGAAAGGUUUAACGCUUUGUGGGAAGAAGCCAAACAGUGUCACUCGGAAGGUUGGGUUUGUUACGAGACAUUCCGUUCCGUUUUGGAUAAAAAUCUUGAUCCGCCCGAAAAAGAAGAGAAAACCAAAAUUAAACUAAUAUAAAGAUAUA
Molecule: messenger RNA, 1743 nt
Organism: Helicoverpa zea (corn earworm)
Lineage: Eukaryota; Metazoa; Arthropoda; Insecta; Lepidoptera; Noctuidae
Exons: 1
Coding region: 138-1736 (532 amino acids)
Source: RefSeq, a predicted model, not a curated record